ACACACACACACACACAGCAAUAAUUUUGUUUGUUUUUUUUAAUCAAAGCCUUUUUGCAAGAGGGCCUGAUCCUUCUUCUUGUGAGUUGAGUUUUGAUUCAUCUUUUAUUUUAUUGUUUACAGAGAUACUGUAUAGGGUGUGGUGGGCACUGUCCUACAGAUCAGUUUUUUAUGGUUUUAUGUGAGUUUUUAGAGACACCCAUGUGAACAAACUCUGGGCUUUUUCCAGCAUUUUCUGAGGGAGGUGUGUUUGGUAGCAGCAGCAGCAGCAGCAGCAGUAAUAGCAGCAGUGAUACCAGUAAUAAUAAUAAUAAUAAUAGUAGUAAUAGGGCUCAGCAGUCACUGGCCCCUCUCUCCUCCUCCUUUUCUGGGUCUAGUUGCUGCUACAUUUCCUUUGAUAUUUUUUGCUGGGCCUUUUUAGAGUGUUUAGUGUGCCUGUGAGGGGGGUUAGUGGUGUGGAGUCUCUCACCCUUUUCCCCUUCACCCUUUCUGAUUUGGUUGUGUUGAGUGAGUUCACUGUGGUGGAUCAGAGCUUGGUACCUUCUUUUUUUCUAUACUCUCUCUCUCUCUCUCUCUCUCUCUCUUUGUUCAGUGAAAGUUGGUGGUACAAUCUUUGAUGGUUUCUGCAUUGGAUGCUUCUUCUUCUUCUUUAGUUCUCUGCAAGUUCUGAAUUUUUCCUGCUCUUCUCUGCAAGGUGUAAUGGCAAAGGAACACAAUCCAUCUCCUAAAACCCUCCAUUUAGAAUCCAAAAGGAAGCGAAUCGCGUGGAUUAUCAGCGUCGCCGGUCUCUGCUCCAUCUUCUACAUUCUUGGAGCUUGGCAAAGCACAACCACAUCCUUUCUCAAUAACAACAACUUCGCCGCGGUAACCGCCAAAUUCCAAUGUAACUUCCCUUCUUACCGAUCUGCUAAGAAACAAUCGCCGUCCAAAUCGUCGAACCUCGACUUCCAUGCUCACCACCAGGUGGGCUUCAAUGAAUCCUCGUCCGUGCCCGAAAAUUUCCCUGCUUGUGAUCUAAACUUUAGCGAGUACACCCCGUGCCAAGACCCGAGGAGAGCGCGAAAAUUCGCAAAUGAUAUGCUCAAGAACAUGGAGCGGCAUUGCCCUCGGAAAGGCGAGCUUCUCCGGUGCUUAAUCCCCGCCCCGCCGAAUUACAAGAACCCUUUCAAAUGGCCGAUCAGUAGAGAUUAUGCUUGGUUUGAUAACAUCCCUCAUAGAGAGCUGAGUAUCGAAAAGGCCGUUCAGAAUUGGAUUCAGGUCGAAGGGAAGCGAUUCCGGUUCCCUGGCGGCGGCACGAUGUUUCCGAGGGGAGCUGACGUAUACAUCGACGAUAUUAAUGCUCUAAUCCCUUUAACCGACGGAAAUAUCAGAACGGCACUCGACACAGGAUGUGGAGUCGCGAGCUGGGGAGCUUAUCUCCUUAAGAGGGAUAUUCUUACGAUGUCAUUUGCGCCGAGAGACUCGCACGAGGCGCAGGUGCAGUUUGCGCUGGAACGCGGAGUCCCGGCGAUGAUCGGCAUUAUGGCGUCGGAGAGGAUUCCGUAUCCGGCUCGGGCGUUCGACAUGGCCCAUUGCUCUAGAUGCUUGAUUCCUUGGAAUCAAUUUGAUGGAUUGUAUCUGAUCGAAGUGGAUAGAGUUCUAAGGCCCGGAGGUUAUUGGAUCCUCUCGGGGCCGCCGAUUCGUUGGAAGAAGUACUACCAAGGAUGGGAGAGGACAAAAGAAGACUUAAAGCAGGAGCAAGAUGAGAUCGAGGACUUGGCGAAGCGCCUCUGCUGGAAGAAGGUGGUCGAGAAGGAUGAUCUCGCAAUUUGGCAGAAGCCCAUCAACCACGUCGAAUGCGUUCAGAGCCGUAAAGUCUAUAAAACUCCGCAUAUUUGCAAGAGUAACAAUCCCGAUGCUGCUUGGUACAAGAAAAUGGAGACUUGUAUAACCCCCUUACCGGAAGUGAACAGUUCAAAAGAAGUUGCCGGCGGAGCACUAGCAAAAUGGCCGGAGAGGGCAUUCGCCGUCCCGCCAAGAAUAAGCCGCAGAUCAAUUCCGGGCAUCACCGCCAAGAAAUUCCAAGAGAACAACAAGUUGUGGGGCGAGCGAGUGAACUACUAUAAGAAGCUCAUCCCGCCUUUGACUCAGGGGCGAUACCGAAACGUUAUCGACAUGAACGCCAACUUGGGCGGCUUCGCAGCUGCGUUAGCGAAGCACCCCCUUUGGGUAAUGAAUGUGGUCACCGCCGAUUCGGGACCGGACACUCUCGGCGCCAUCUACGAGAGAGGCUUUAUAGGAACAUAUCAAGAUUGGUGUGAGGCUUUCUCAACGUAUCCGCGAACUUAUGAUCUCAUCCAUGCUGAUGGUGUGUUCAGCAUUUAUCAGGACAGGUGCGACAUAACCGACGUUCUCUUGGAGAUGGACCGCAUACUACGGCCCGAAGGGACAGCGAUAAUUCGCGACACCGUCGAUGUUUUGGUGAAGGCCCAGGCCAUAGCCAAUGGGAUGAGGUGGAAGAGCCAGAUCAUGGAUCACGAGACCGGGCCAUUCAAUCCCGAGAAAAUCCUUAUCGCGGUGAAAACUUACUGGACCGGUAAACCGAUCCAGCAGCAGUAACUGCGGCUCCCGAAAAUCGCAGCCAAAUUCGUCGGUAAUUCGCAGACAAUGUAGUAUGAAGUUAUGUGAUAUUUUAUAGUACAUAAAGUAGGGGUUUUAGGGGUAAAGGUGUUAUGUGGUUCAUAAUUUGUUUGAAUAUUGUUAGGAAGGGAUAGUAUCAAUGUAUUGCUAUUCUCACUUGCAAGUGUAUUAUGUGGUGAGCUAGAUGUGUUCUUGUUGCAAUUGAUUUUUUUUUUUUUUUUAAAUGUUGUUCAUUUCGAGUUGUAACACUCCAAUAGUCGUACAUCGAAUGGAAAAAAUAAUUCUGAUUUGAUUAUGAGAGGCAUCGUAACUUAAUA
Messenger RNA from Ananas comosus (pineapple), 2936 nucleotides. Its product is annotated as probable methyltransferase PMT18. The record is from RefSeq and is a predicted model, not a curated record. Gene Ontology annotation, molecular function: methyltransferase activity. Gene Ontology annotation, cellular component: endosome; cytoplasm; trans-Golgi network. Bases 700 to 2598 code for a protein of 632 amino acids. The transcript has 6 exons. NCBI's taxonomy places the organism in Eukaryota, Viridiplantae, Streptophyta, Magnoliopsida, Poales, Bromeliaceae.